This is a messenger RNA of Striga hermonthica, 1329 nucleotides long. The record is from the annotation of a GenBank genome assembly. NCBI's taxonomy places the organism in Eukaryota, Viridiplantae, Streptophyta, Magnoliopsida, Lamiales, Orobanchaceae.
AUGGCGAUUCGAUGUCUCAAGCGCGCCGUCAUCCCCACCACCAAAUCCCUGGCCGCCAUCUUCGCUCAAUCCUACACCACAGCCGCCUCUUCAUCUGGCGUCCUCAGCAGGCCCUCUUUUGUCCUCCGCCUCCGUCCUCUCGCCGGCGCCGCCGCUUGCACCUUCCAUCCUCGCCUUCUUGCUCCGGCAAUAUCUACUAGGGGGUUCGCGACUCGACAGACAGCGUCGUCUCUGAACGAUCAGAACCCGAACUGGUCGAAUCGUCCCCCGAAGGAGACAAUUUUGCUCGAUGGUUGCGAUUUCGAGCACUGGCUGGUGGUCAUGGACCCGCCCCCGGAGAACGCGACGCGGGACGAAAUCAUUGAUAAAUACAUCAAGACUCUUGCUUUGGUCGUUGGGAGUGAAGAAGAAGCUAGGAUGAAGAUUUAUUCAGUCUCUACUAGGUGUUACUUUGCCUUCGGAGCUCUUGUGUCGGAAGAGUUGUCUCUCAAGCUAAAAGAACUUGAUGGUGUACGCUGGGUGCUUCCGGAUUCUUACUUGGAUGUGAAGAAUAAAGAUUAUGGAGGCGAGCCAUUCAUCAAUGGCCAGGCUGUGCCAUACGAAUCCAAAUACCACGAGGAGUGGAUCCGAAACAACAGUCGGGCCAAUGAGAGGAACAGACGCAAUGAUAGGCCCCGCAACUUUGACAGGUCACGGAACUUCGAGAGGAGAAGGGACAAUCUAAACAGCGGUGGCCCACAGAACUAUAAUAAUGUUCGUCCACCACCACCACCACCACCACCAAAUGCUUCCAAUGCUGGUGGUAUGAAUGCCGGACAGGGAAACUAUCCGCCUCCAAACAGUAACCCAGUAAACUACCCGCCAAGGGGACCACCGCCGUCUGACAACAACGCACCUAACUAUCAUUACAGGUCUAACAGUGGGCCCCCUGGUGGCAUGGCUCCUGGUAUGGGGCCUGGUCAGGGCCAGAAUCAGAAUAAUGCGUAUGUGCCUCAAAAUGUGGGUGGUGGGAGCCAUUAUCAAUCCCAGAAUGCUCCCCCUCACCCCCAGAAUAAUGCGUAUAGUCAGGGACAGAAUUCUGGUGGUUUUGGGCAUAAUGGAGGAUAUGGGACUGGGCCUGGGACGAAUCAGAACAGUUACGGUCAGAAUCCCAACGGCUAUGGUCAGCCGCACGGGCAGGGGCAGAAUCAUGGUGGCUAUGGGAAUAAUCCUCCCCGAGACUAUGGGAAUCCUCCUCCCCAAAACCAGAAUGUUCCUGGGAGAGACUAUGGGAAUAAUACUCCCCAGAACCAGAAUGUUCCUGGGAGAGACUAUGUAAAUGGAGUAUGA